This is a messenger RNA of Pangasianodon hypophthalmus (striped catfish), 2097 nucleotides long. It is a transcript of the gene mych, whose product is annotated as myelocytomatosis oncogene homolog. Gene Ontology annotation, molecular function: protein dimerization activity; RNA polymerase II cis-regulatory region sequence-specific DNA binding; DNA-binding transcription factor activity, RNA polymerase II-specific. The record is from RefSeq and is a predicted model, not a curated record. The transcript has 3 exons. Lineage: Eukaryota; Metazoa; Chordata; Actinopteri; Siluriformes; Pangasiidae. Gene Ontology annotation, biological process: regulation of transcription by RNA polymerase II; positive regulation of cell population proliferation. The coding region runs from base 207 to 1205 and encodes 332 amino acids.
UCCCUUCAGCGCCCCACCCACUGCCUCUGCGCGCCGCGUGCUCCUGUGGCAUGGGGCUUCGCAAAUUUACGUUGUUUUAACAAAGUCUUUUUUUGUGCAUUCAUUUCGCUUUGCCAGCUACAGCUCGCCGAUAACGGGUGUUGCUUACAUUUACCGGCGUCACUGAAGGAAAAGACAUUGUACCUGUUUUCUAGGCUUCUGUAAACAUGCUGCCGAGUCGCUCUCCGCCACACGACUGGCUUGGCGAGUCGGAACCGCUGCUGUUCGACGACGAGUUUUGCCAGAACCUAAUCAAGGACCUGCAGGCGAUCCCCACGCCGCCGCAGUCUCCGCCGAUCAAGGCCGACCUCGUGUCCACCGUGGAUCACUUCGAGCUGGUGUCGGAGCUUUUGCUCGAGGACAGCGACAUUUUGAACUGGAACUGUGAUUUAGGCGAUGAUCGUGCGAGGUAUUCCGUCUCGGACGACUGCUUGUGGCCAUGCGCCGGGGAGAAAUCGGCUGAAGAGAAAAUGUCCGUCCUUUCCACGAGUCCUCUGCUUUCGGAUAUCGAUACGGAAAUCUUCGCCGAGAUCGUCGGUUCCACGCUGGAUUGUGAGGCGCUGAUGCAGAGCGAUGACUUGAUCCUGAGCACCCCCGAGCAGAGCGAGACCUCCUCCGACUACGGCUCACUGUCCGCGGCCGGAGAAUCAUCCAGCGAUUCCGAGGAGGAGAUUGAUGUGGUGACUGUGCGCCGCUCCAACACGUUCACUCGCUCACAGCAGCAGAAGGAUGAUGGCAGGCGUGAACAGCAGCAGGCACUGAAACGCCGUCACCUUGAGAUCCAACAGCAACACAACUACGCCGCUCCUCGGCCCGCCUCACCCCCGCCCCCUUCGCUGAGUGUAAAACGUGCCCGCGGAAAUAUGAGACACUUCACCUCCCGCCACGCCUGCGACCUGGAGGACGAUGAGGAGCGCCGCAGGACCCAUAAUGUUAUGGAGCGACAGCGACGCAAUGAGUUGAAGAACUGCUUCCUACGUCUGCGUGACCAUGUGCCCGAGCUGUCGAACAACGACAAAGCAUCCAAGGUGAUGAUACUAAAACGUGCUAAGGAGAGCAUCCGCAACAUGGAAUCAGAGGGACAGAGGCUCAGUCAAAAGAGAGACAGGCUGAGAGAGAAACAAGAACAGCUCAAGGCCAGAUUGGAGCAGCUCAAAAGGCUUUGAGGCUUCUGAAGACCAUUUUGGGACUAGAUACAGCUGGAGUACUGUUUGGGGCAUGGCCAGCAUUCACAGGCUGUCAGAGUCACAGCACUAUUUACUGACUGUUCAUCUCUAAGGAGAUGGCUAGGUUUCUUUUUUUAUUUUAGUUUAUGUAAAAUUCCUUGUGGAAAUAUGCAUCUUCAGUGUAAAAGUUGUUCUCAGAGUAGUUCUUUAAAGCUAUGCCAAAAUUUUUAGUCUUAAAAUGAGAAUGAAAAUUGUAUUUUCUAUGCAAUUUUAUGUUGUUUACCUUAACCCUUUGCCAGUCUAAAUCAUCAUUAAUCUGUAUAAAUUUAUAAUCAUUGAACAUCUUAACAUCUUAACAACCCCCCCCCCCCCCCCCCCCCCCCCACACACACACACACACACACACACACCAUCAUUGAAAAUGAUCAUGUGCUACUGAUGUAUGAUUUUGGGCUGGAUCCAAAAAUGGUCAGAUUUCUGGGGAUGAAUGUGAUGUUUGUAAAUGGUUGUGUUUGCUUUACUGGUAAGAUGUUGAUACUUGUUCUAAUACAGUCUAGGCAUUUAUAUACUGGAAAGACAAGACCAGUUGGUUGACAUUUGCAUUAUCAGUUGUACUUUGGAGUGUCAUUCAAAAAAUGAGUGUUCAUAUUUGAAUCUCAUUUUGUUGUGUGUCAAAUAUAAUAUUUUUAUUCUUUGUCUUAUCUACCUCUGCCAAGGAGACUGGGAUUAUUAUUAUUAUUGCCUUCAUAAUGGCAACUGUAUAGAAGUCAGGUAUUUUUGUCAGUUUCUUAAUUAUGUAUGAUAAAUUAUUUAGGUGUUAUUUUGUUUGCAGAAUUGAAGGUUUGUUCUUUUUAGCAGCACUUUUUAUACUUCUAUUAAACAGUAGACAAUA